Messenger RNA from Talaromyces atroroseus, 2979 nucleotides. RefSeq lists its product as hypothetical. NCBI's taxonomy places the organism in Eukaryota, Fungi, Ascomycota, Eurotiomycetes, Eurotiales, Trichocomaceae. The record is from RefSeq and is a predicted model, not a curated record. Gene Ontology annotation, molecular function: protein binding. The transcript has a single exon. Bases 1 to 2979 code for a protein of 992 amino acids. Gene Ontology annotation, cellular component: catalytic step 2 spliceosome; U4/U6 x U5 tri-snRNP complex. Gene Ontology annotation, biological process: spliceosomal tri-snRNP complex assembly; mRNA splicing, via spliceosome.
AUGUCUUAUGGAAGGAAAGAUUUCCUCAGCCAGCCGGCUCCAGAGAACUAUGUCGCCGGUCUUGGUCGAGGUGCCACCGGGUUCACUACACGAUCAGAUUUGGGACCGGCGCGAGAAGGCCCAACGCCAGAGCAGAUUCAAGAAGCCUUAGCAAAAAGAGCGCAGCAACUAGGUGCUCCCACGCCCACAGCGUACAAUACCAGUCGCGAAAAGGGCGGCAAAGGCAAAGAACAGGAAGCGGAAGAAGAGGACGAUGAGCGUUUUCAAGAUCCAGAUAACGAAGUCGGGCUUUUCGCAUACGGCACAUAUGAUCGCGAAGAUGAUGAAGCAGACUUGAUAUAUCAGGAGGUAGAUGAGAAAAUGGAUCGGAGGCGCAAAGCUAGAAGGUCAGUUAUUUUUGUUUUCCCCCAGCGCACUGCCCUAUUUCCCUGUGAAAUUUUGUACAUUCAUGUCAAGAAUCUCGGUUUCGUUUAUUUGCCUUUCAUAUAUUUAUUGUGGACAGAGUGCCGACUUGAUCCUUUCGCUGCCUUUAGGGAAGCCCGCGAACAACAAGAACGAGAAGAAUACGAAAAGAAUAAUCCCAAAAUCCAACAACAAUUCGCAGACCUGAAACGCUCACUAGCUACGGUAUCAGACGAGGAGUGGGCAAAUAUUCCUGAUGUCGGCGACCUUACGGGGAAGAAUCGACGUGCUCGACAGAACCUGCGACAACGGUUCUAUGCGGUUCCAGAUAGUGUAAUUGCAGGUGCCAGGGACUCUGCUCAGUUUGAAACUACAAUCGCCGACGAUGGCACCCAAACAGAACUCCCUGGAGCCGCCGCUGGUGAUGGCACUCUGACGAAUUUUGCAGACAUCGGUGCUGCUCGAGACAAAGUCCUUCAAGUACGCCUCGACCAGGCAGCACUUGGCGCCUCUGGUGAUGCUGCUGCAUCUGGCAGUUCGACCAGCAUCGACCCGAAGGGAUACCUCACCAGUCUUACAAAGUCCGAAUUGAAAGCCGGCGAAGUGGAAAUUGGCGACAUCAAGCGCGUCCGAGUUUUACUUGAGUCAGUUACGCGUACAAAUCCCAAACAUGCACCGGGAUGGAUUGCUAUUGCUCGAUUAGAAGAAAUAGCGGGAAAAAUUGUCGCUGCUCGAAAUUAUAUUGCGAAAGGGUGUGAACUAUGUCCGAAGAGUGAGGAUGCCUGGCUGGAGAAUAUCAGGCUCAACGACAAUCACAAUGCCAAGAUCAUUGCAGCAAAUGCUAUCAAACACAACGAUCGGUCGACCAUGUUGUGGAUCGAAGCGAUGAAGCUCGAGUCGGAUACCAGGGCCAAAAAGAAUGUCUUGAGACAGGCCCUCCUACACAUUCCCCAGUCAGUCGCAAUUUGGAAAGAGGCAGUGAAUCUCGAAGAUGACCCAGCAGACGCCCGACUUCUCCUUGCCAAGGCCACUGAAAUGAUACCUUUGUCUGUGGAGCUUUGGCUUGCACUGGCCCGUUUAGAAACACCGGAGAAUGCUCAGAAAGUGUUGAAUGCCGCUCGCAAGGCAGUCCCCACGAGCCACGAGAUUUGGAUCGCCGCCGCUCGAUUGCAGGAACAAAUGGGUACGGCGCACAAAGUCAAUGUUAUGAAAAGAGCUGUUCAGAUCCUUGCUCGUGAGAAUGCUAUGCCGAAAAGGGAAGAAUGGAUUACUGAAGCUGAGACUUGCGAGGAAGAAGGCGCCAUAUUGACGUGUGGAGCAAUCAUUCGCGAGACUCUUGGGUACGGACUUGACGAGGAUGAUGACCGUAGAGAUAUCUGGAUGGAGGAUGCCAAGGCAAGCAUUGCUCGCGGUAAAUACGAGACGGCACGAGCAAUCUACGCCUAUGCUCUACGUGUAUUUGUCACCAGCAAGACCACUUGGCUUGCUGCGGCGGACUUGGAACGCAACCACGGAACCAAGGAGGCAUUAUGGCAAGUACUCGAGAAAGCAGUUGAGGCAUGCCCGCAAAGCGAAGUUCUCUGGAUGCAACUCGCCAAGGAGAAAUGGCAAGCUGGCGAGAUAGACAAUGCCCGACUUGUUCUCAAGCGUGCAUUUGCGCGAAACCCCAACAACGAAGAUAUUUGGCUUGCAGCUGUCAAACUGGAGACAGAUGCAAAGGAGACGGAACACGCUAGAGAGCUUUUGAGCACUGCUCGCCGCGAAGCAGGCACAGAUCGCGUGUGGAUCAAAAGUGCUGCAUUUGAGCGUCAGCUAGGGAAUAUGGACGAGGCCCUUGACCUCGUCAACCAAGGCCUCCAAAUUUACCCCAAGGCCGACAAGCUCUGGAUGAUAAAGGGACAGGUAUACGAGUCUCAAAAGAGAUACCCGCAGGCCCGGGAAGCUUACGGUACUGGCACAAGGGCUUGUCCUCAGUCAGUACCAUUGUGGCUUUUGGCGUCACGACUUGAAGAGAAGGCAGGCGUGGUGGUGAAGGCUCGUUCAAUCCUCGAUAGAGCUCGGCUCGCGGUCCCCAAGAAUGCAGAGUUAUGGACCGAAAGUAUCCGAGUCGAGCGACGUGCGAACAAUAUCAAUCAGGCCAAGGUCCUCAUGGCCAAGGCACUCCAGGAAGUUCCCAACUCCGGGCUACUAUGGACCGAAAAGAUCUGGUACCUUGAAGCUCGUACGCACCGAAAACCUCGAAGUCUAGAAGCAAUCAAGAAGGUGGACAACGACCCCAUCCUCUUCGUUACAGUUGCACGCAUAUUCUGGGAUGAGCGUCGACUAGAAAAGGCGAUGACAUGGUUUGAGAAAGCCAUUCUGGCAGACAGUGACCAGGGCGACUCAUGGGCCUGGUAUUACAAGUUCCUGACGCAGCACGGGACGGAAGAGAAACGACAGGACGUUGUCUCUAAAUGCAUCAUCAGCGAACCCAAGCACGGAGAGAUUUGGCAGUCAGUGACAAAGGAUCCAACAAAUUUCAAUAAGUCUACCGAGGAGAUUUUGAAAAUGGUGGUGGAACAGUUGCCGCGUCAAUGA